Molecule: messenger RNA, 240 nt
Organism: Suillus plorans
Lineage: Eukaryota; Fungi; Basidiomycota; Agaricomycetes; Boletales; Suillaceae
Exons: 2
Source: RefSeq, a predicted model, not a curated record
GACACUACUACGAUAUUCACUCUCACCGCUAGAGAGGGCCAGCCAGAACUAGUGAACGAAGUGUGGAUAGGGUUGAACCAUGUCUGGAGGAUAGCAUUUAGAAGUGACGACUAUCUGGUUGUGGGUGGUGUAGAAGGUGGUGGAGUGAAGUUAUUUGAAAGGAUUGAUGAUGGCAAGAGACUCGAAGAAAUCGCAAAGCUCGGUGCAGUCAUCGUAGGAUGUCCCACUGGCUUCUUGUGG